This is a messenger RNA of Columba livia (rock pigeon), 14872 nucleotides long. It is a transcript of the gene CHRM3, whose product is annotated as cholinergic receptor muscarinic 3. Gene Ontology annotation, biological process: saliva secretion; G protein-coupled receptor signaling pathway, coupled to cyclic nucleotide second messenger; chemical synaptic transmission. Gene Ontology annotation, cellular component: plasma membrane; dendrite; synapse. The coding region runs from base 457 to 2376 and encodes 639 amino acids. Gene Ontology annotation, molecular function: G protein-coupled serotonin receptor activity; G protein-coupled acetylcholine receptor activity. The record is from RefSeq and is a predicted model, not a curated record. The transcript has 4 exons. Lineage: Eukaryota; Metazoa; Chordata; Aves; Columbiformes; Columbidae.
GGCGGCGGAGCCAGGGUGCCCCUCGUGCGGCGGCCGCAUGGGGCGGGCGGCGGUGGCGGCGCGGGGCGGUCCGGCGGCGGGCGCGCGGCGAGGGGUCCCGGCGCGCCCCCGCCCACCCGGGGGGCGCGACUGAAGGAGGCGGCGCGGCUGCCCGGGCACAGGUGCGGCGGCGCGGGCGGGUGCGUGUGGAGCGCCCUCCUCCCGGCGGCGCUCGGCGGGGGAUGUGCCGGCCGCCGGGGGCGCGCCGCCCGUGGGAAGCGCGCUCCUAACGCCACCUGGGCGCCGCGGGGAGCGCUCGGCGCGGAGCGGGCGGCGCGGAGUCGCCGGGAGCCGGGCAGAUCUUGAUGGUAAUGGCAAAGGCUUUCAUCAGUAUGUGGUAUAAUGGGCUACCAGUUGGAUGAUUUACAGUCAUCUGAAACAUGAUAUUUACUUCUCCUCUUCCUUGUCCAUGUCUACAUGCUGACAUACUACCAGUUUUGUUUCCAAAAGAGGAGUUCACAGAACUACACAGUGCCUGAUCCAGCUAGCCGAUUUGAUGUUCCUCACUGGACCAUACUAUGUCAGAGAGUCACAAUGAUCAUGCAAAAUAACAGUUCAGCCUCGCCCCUGUUUUCAAAUGUGAGCUCCUUCUGGAAGAGUGAUUCACACGGACUGAGACUACUUGAUGAAGCAGCAUCGCUCAUUGGCAGCUAUGAUUUCCCUCAGACCACAGAGAGUUUUAAGUUCUCCACUGUGGAACCAGCAAACAUGUCCCUAAAUGCCACGAGCAAAGACCCUCUGGGUGGACACACUGUCUGGCAAGUUGUUUUGAUUGCUUUCCUCACUGGGAUUCUUGCACUGGUCACCAUCAUAGGAAACAUCCUGGUGAUUGUUGCAUUUAAGGUUAACAAACAACUGAAAACAGUUAACAACUACUUCUUGUUGAGUCUUGCUUGUGCAGAUUUGAUCAUCGGUGUUAUUUCCAUGAAUCUUUACACUACGUACAUCAUCAUGGACCACUGGGCUUUGGGAAACUUGGCCUGUGACCUUUGGCUCUCCAUUGACUAUGUUGCCAGUAAUGCCUCUGUCAUGAAUCUCCUUGUCAUAAGUUUUGACAGGUAUUUUUCCAUCACUAGGCCACUUACGUACAGAGCCAAACGAACAACCAAAAGAGCUGGGGUGAUGAUUGGUUUAGCAUGGAUCAUCUCUUUUGUUCUUUGGGCCCCUGCCAUCUUGUUCUGGCAGUAUUUUGUUGGGGAGAGGACUGUGCCUCCUGAUGAAUGUUAUAUCCAGUUUCUAAGUGAACCUAUCAUCACUUUUGGCACUGCCAUAGCUGCCUUUUACUUGCCAGUCACCAUUAUGAGUAUUUUGUAUUGGAGGAUCUACAAGGAGACCGAGAAACGCACCAAAGAGUUAGCAGGGCUACAAGCUUCAGGCAGCGAAGCAGAGGCAGCACAUUUCGUACACCAGACAGGCAGCUCCCGGAGCUGCAGCAGCUACGAGCUGCAACGGCAGAGCAUGAAACGCUCCACCCGAAGGAAAUACAGACGCUGCCACUUCUGGCUCACAAUGAAGAGCUGGGAACCCAACACAGACCAGGGGGACCAAGAGCACAGCAGCAGCGACAGCUGGAACAACAACGACGCUGCUGCCUCCCUUGAAAAUUCAGCUUCCUCUGAUGAAGAAGACAUCGCUGCAGAGACCAGAGCCAUCUAUUCAAUCGUGCUGAAGCUUCCUGGUCACAGCGCCAUCCUCAAUUCCACAAAACUACCCUCCUCAGAAGAUUUGCAGGAGUCAGGGGAUGAACUGCAGAAAUCCGACACAGAACUGAAGGAAAAGAAACCUAAAAAACUGCACCCUCCCAAAAGUGUUCCGGAUGGUGGAAAUUUCCAAAAGAGUUUUUCUAAGCUUCCAAUUCAGCCAGGGUCAGCAGAGACAACCACAGCUUCUGAUGGCAUCUCAUCAGUGACCAAGACAUCUGCAGCCCUGCCCUUGUCCUUCAAGGAAGCAACCCUGGCAAAAAAGUUUGCCGUGAAGACCAGAAGUCAGAUCACAAAGCGAAAACGAAUGUCACUAAUCAAAGAAAAGAAAGCGGCACAGACACUCAGUGCCAUUUUGUUUGCCUUCAUCAUUACCUGGACCCCAUAUAACAUAAUGGUUCUCGUGAACACCUUUUGCAAUUGUAUCCCCAAAACUUUCUGGAACCUGGGGUACUGGCUUUGCUACAUCAAUAGCACAGUGAACCCCGUGUGCUAUGCACUGUGUAACAAAACAUUCAGAAACACUUUCAAGAUGCUACUGUUGUGCCAGUGUGACAAACGAAAACGACGCAAACAGCAGUAUCAGCAAAGGCAAUCUGUCAUUUUUCAUAAGCGGAUCCCUAGGGAGGCUUCAUAGAAUAGUAUUUUUUAAACAGUCAAAGUAAAUAACAAAGUGAGGAUGGGAUGGGAUGGGAUGGGAUGGGAUGGGAUGGGAUGGGAUGGGAUGGGAUGGGAUGGGACAUGACAGGAUGGAAUGAGACAGGAUGAGAUGGGAUGGGAAGGGACAGGAAGGGAUAGGAUGGGUUGGGGUGGGAGGGUGGUUCCAGGGUGCUGAUUCAAACAUUUAAAUGUCAAGACGUGAAAGCAGCUGCCAGGCUUACGUAUCCUUUUAAUAAAUCCAGUUUAAUAUAAAACUCAAGUCUGCAUUCAGCAAAAACUAUCAAACUUCAACAUUUUUACCAAGGAAUGAAAGACUUAAUAAAGUUUUCCUACACAUUUUCAAGAAGCUGUAUAGCAAUUAUAAACCCAUUACUGAUCUGCCCAGCUCUUGAUUAUAAUCAGCUCUGGGAUCUCAGGUAAGCACAUCUAGCUAGCCCAACUCUUCUGUUUCCAAGGAAUCCAACAACUUUCGAUUCAAGUCACGUACAGACGUAGCAAGCUGGCGAAACAGGAUUAGGAAAUUAUUUGAGACACUGUAUAGGUUGCAAAAUUGCAUCUGUUGUCCAGGUAGAGCUUCCUGUCUACUUCUCUUCUGGUGUAUUGUUAAUUGUACCCUUGAUUCCUGAUUAUCGACUAUCUAUGUGUGCAGCUCAUGUUAUAUAUAUGUGUGUGUGAGUGUGUAUGUAUGUGUAACAUACAUUCACACCUCUAAAAUCCACACAUGCCAGGAAAGAGGUGAUCUAUUACUCUAGGUUUUACAGGACUCCCAAUCAUUAUUACUUGUGAGUGAAAUUUUAAAAAAAGAAAAAAAAUCAGAGAAUCUUAUUAUAAAUAUAUCUCAUUAGUUGCCACCUGAAAUUCAAAUUUAUCUUUGAAACCAAAACGUGGUGUUCACAUUUCAAAUGGAUACAACCAAAGCAUAGCCUGUGAGCCUAACAGUCUACAGCAUUUUAUAAUGGGGCGCAUGCCCAGUAAAACCUUAAUCUUGAGCACAGUAUCUCUCCCCAAAGUGAUGACACCUCUUUAAAAGAUCUGAAGGUGAAAGGAAUUGAAGGCUACAUACAGGGCGGAGUAUGAAUUCACAUUUGCAGGGUGUAGGAUGGUGAGAUCCCACAUCUGGGCCGCACAUCGCUGAUGCUCAAGGGGAGUUCUCAGGCCCAGGCGGGCGCAGCCAUGAGCGGGAGCCCUGUAUCGUGCUGGGUGGCUCCGCUGCUCUAGGGGCACACAUGGACACUGCGACACCUUGUCUUGAGUGGCACCGUGUGGAUGCGCCAGCCUUCUGAGAGCCACCUCAGUUGCAAUGCACACUGUCUGUACAGCUUCCAGGGAAAGAAAGUUCCAGUUGUAAUCUGUCUAAACUUGGUGGAGUCCCGCCUGUUUCUCUAUCUGCCCUGGUGAUCUUCAGAUGUAAAAGAUUUGUGUAAAAGAAAUGCUUUAUUUUUGUACAUGAAGGACGCUCACUAAACAGUGUUUCUUUUCCAGAAUCUGUUUUAAAAGUCAUCAGGAGAAGUGCACCUAAAUCCAUUUAAUGCCAGGUUCUUCAGUAUGUGAAAAAUGUGGAUAUUGCUAAUUUGUAACCUGGUGAUUUUUGAUAAAGAAAAUUUUAAAAGGGCUUUAAUAUUUAUAGCUUAGACAUUACCAGUAUUUCCUGGUAUUUGUGAUGUGGUCUGCACCAAACAGAGUGUGAUUUAUAAAAGUCAGAGAUCCCCUGGGGAAAAGAUUGUACUUUAAACUAUUGUUCUAAAUUUGAUUUAGUUACAUGUUGAAAGAUAAUUUUGUAUUCUCCUUUGAAUUGACCAAAACCUUUUUUUUUUAUUGCUUAGACUCUUACUUUGCUGAAAAUAAAUUAAAACAAAUAUCGUCUUUUACAAUGGGGCGUCAGUGUUGUGAACACAGAACUGAUGUAAAAGCUGCUUUUGUAUUCAGUGUGAGAUGGUGUUUACAGAUGAUUUUGACAACAGUGGAAAUAUAUUAAAUGGUGUCUGUGUAUCUGAACUAUUUAAUUUUGUGUUAUGUUCAUAUGAAGAAAUAUUUAUACAUACUUCACCAAAUGUUUUAUUUAAUGUUGAUAAAUAUUGCUCUUUGGUCUUCAGCUGUAGUGUCCUUUUAAAGUCAUUCAUAAAGGUCUGCUUGAGAAAUGAAUAGAGUAUACAUAGCUUUCUUGUCACUAAAACAAAUACUCUUGACAUACAAAUCUUUCUUUACUAUGAGUUGUUUGAAAUGUCUACCUAAAGGUAAGCUUGUAAAUGAUAUUGCAAGUCUGCUGCAAGCUUCAUCUUUAAGUCAGAAGUGCAUUUUGACCUAAAGAUACCCAGAAUUGGUUUAGCAGUUUGGUAGCCACAUACAAGCAAAGACUCACAAGGCACCCAUGUUGCAAAGAAAAAUAAUGACCUUUCUUUAUAGAAAGAAGCAUGUAUUAGAAAUAUAUUCAUUACUCAAGUUGACCUAACUAACGUUUUAACAUUUAAAUAUAUAUCUAUAUCUAUAUAUAUUGCCAUAUUAUUAUCUUCUGAUAUCUAGAGUAGUGCUGUGCCCCUAAUACACAAAAUGUGAGAGCAUGUAAGGAAGCCAGAGUUCAUCAGGGGGAUUUAUGGUAUAUUAGUAUUGAUUUUACAAUGGGAACCUAUUAUUUUUAAUGAAGUUAAGCUUCCUUGAAAGCAGCUGUCAGCACUGUUUACAUAAAAGGAAGAGUUAAACCCUUGGAUUGUUUUAACAGAAAUAAACAACCUGUCUUUUGAUGUGUGAACAGGCUUUAAAAUGUUAUUUACAAGCAUCAUAAAAUGUGUAUGUAUGCACAUAUUGUAGCAUUGAUAAGUUUAGUUAUUUUUAUAAUGGAAUAUGCACUAUAAAAUAGUAAGAAUUUGGCUGUGUUACAAGUACAGUGGGGGUCAAAUUAAUUUGUAUUUUGUAUGUCUAUAAUUGUUUGCUUUAAACCCAUGCACACCCAAAACCAAAAUUCGCUAUAUGCACAAAUGGAUAUAUUAUUUAGGAACACAGGCGCACAAGAUAGGUUGCAGAAGAAGAACAAUAAAAGACCGAAAGGUAGAAUCUGACAGGGCACUACUUUUAAGAAGUGCAAAUGAUGUAAUAUGUAAUCUAUUUUGAGGAAAAUUAAGUCAGAAACAUGAUAGAAAGCAUCAUUCUGAGAGCAGACAAACAGCUCAGUCCCAUUAACACUCCUCAGAUGGAAAGCUGCCUUUUCAGAGACAAGGCAUCAUCCCCGUUAAUUGCAAUAAUACAAGAUUAGACUUCAUAUGAAGAGGGUCAAAAAUCAGAAGCUAUAGCCAGACAGGAGCCAUUGGGUUGUCUGGAGAAAGCUUUGUAAAAUACAACCCAGUUACUGUCAGCCUCUGAAUGGCCCUAAGACAACAAAAUAUAAUAUGUGCUUGGACUUCUUGAUGUAAAAUAGCGAUAGACGUUUAUUGCUUCUGUUCCAGUGUAGGCUGCAAGAAAUGUCUGAUCCAAAUAACCAGGGACAGGUGUCACGGUGCAGGAAACACUUUAUCCUACCCCAAAAUAACACAUUUCCUACAAUCUAAACUGCAGAUCAGUGUGUCGCUGUUCUAAAGCUGAGCAAAUACAGGAAAGGCCUGAGCAGUUCCCAGAAUCUAAACCUGUGGAGCUACAUAUCCUGAACAAUAAAUGGCUGAAAGGAAUCUGGCAGUCGUGUGAGGAUACCCACACAGAUGUUCUGAGGCAGUUAGUGACCCUUCCCGAUUAUGUACAACUUCACUUUUUUAUUUUGUUGUCUUAAGUAUUAUAUUUCCCAACUUCUUCUGCAAGAAUAUUCUAAAAAGUCUUGGCCUGUUAUCCACCUUGUAUUAUAUAAGAGAAUACAAGUCCCAAAGUACACUCAGUUUGCCUCUAUAGAAUGCAAACAUCAAAGCAAAAGGAUAUUUUUUUUAUUUUUUUUUAUUUUUUUUUUCUUGAUCAGCAGCAUCAGUAAUUUUGAAUAUACAGUUAUUAUCAGGCUACCAUACAUACAAUAGGGGUAGUCCUGGAGUAUCAUGCUAAUCUAUUUAUAAGCUGCAUUUCACUUGUCCCCAAGACCAUCAGACUAUUUAUAUAGGUCCUUAUUGGCAGAAACUGUCUGUACCACAUGGUGGCUGGUCACCAAGCCUGACUGGGGGUAACCUGCCCCUGAGGACAUUCUGACGAGUCUCCACUAGCCUGAACUUCAUCCAGUUUAUGAAUCAUUGUUCAUUUUAAUGCAUUUGAAAAUUUCUAAAGGCACACUAUCUCUUUUCACAAACUGCUUCCAGCUUCUGUGAUUUUCUAUUUUAUAUAUUCCUUCUAUCUUUCAUGUAUUUACCCAUAAAAAUACCACUGCACUUGCUUCUGGGAGCAGGUCAAAGUGAUUAUUUGUAGAUUGCUUCUUUUUAACCUGAAGAAUAUAUGCGGAUGUCUGGUGGAGUUGAGGAGUUCAUAGCGAUGGCUGUCUUCUCUGUCUUGUGCACUGAACUCCGAUGAUACGCAAACACUUCUAUUUGGAAGCUUAGCUAACGCAUGUAUGAAAUUUGGGGUUUCACAGAAUUUAAAACCUUAUUUAAUUAGGAUUUUCUUCCUUGUAUCAGGCAUAGAUCAUUUGUAGGUUCUGCACUUCUCUAUUUCUGCUUUUAGGAGCUGCCAGACAAUAUUGUGGAAAAUACUAAUUUGUAAUGCCGGGCAUUUUUGUGCUUCGUCUUUUAAGAUAAGCAGACAGGGGAGAGCUAAGCCAAUUGUGCUGUUUGUUGGAAACAAGUUGAGUAUGAAUAGAGAUGUUUGGAACCAUACACUAUGUUUAUUCUGUUUCGCGCAGGGUAGCACCACAAUUGGCUGAGAUUGAACAUCACAGUAUUUGAUGUCACCAACAGGUCUCCACAGUCUUAAUUGUCAAACUUAUUAACUGUGCCAUACAGGCAUUCAGGACUUUGGCUAGUUUUCACCACCCACAUUAUACAUUCAAAAUAUAACAUAGAUUGUUUGGGUUUUUUUUUUUCUUAAGAAAGGUUGUUAUUUCUAGGUACUAUCCUGGAUGUGGUUGAAGAUUCUUUUUCUUAAAUUUAAAUAAUAAAAUGGCUGUGGGGAGUUUCAGUUAGCCCUGACACAGCUUGUUUAAUGAAAUGAGUACAGGUAACACAAGAAAAUAUUAAGAUAAGUGCUACUUAUUUAAUGGUUUAUUCCAACAUGUAUCAUCUGGUAUUCAUGUUGUACCAAUACAUCUCUAUGCAUUAUGUAUAUCUCAGAAGGAUAACAUAUGUAUGACAUAGUACUGUAUAAGUACAUAAAGAGAGACACACGCACAUCUAGAGCAAUGUAUACAAAUGUAUAUACAAACAUACGCUGAAGUUGUCAGCCAUAGUAAACAUUGCCUUUGAUGCCUCACCAGUUGUAGCUGGACAGUGGAACUAUGUUUAAGUCUACUCUGCUUAGCUGCAAGAAAAGUGUUCAUAUCUUUCUGCAGUGCAUAUUUUUCCAAAUGCAUUGUCUUAAUUUCUGAAUGUGUUUUUUCAGUGUGUUUUGCUGGCUCUUCAGGCAUUACACAAAAUUUAGAAAUGUAUGAUCAGAUUUCACUUAUUGAGCUAUUGCAUCAAUACCGCACUAUGUUUAACUCCAUCAGCUUAAUCAAAAUCGUUCUGGCUUUGCCAGAUAGGAAUAUAAAAACCUCUCUUUCUAACAGUAGAUUCUAUCUACGUUCACAUAAGAGAAAUAGGGUUCCCAAAUUCCUACAUUCACAUGAAUAUCACUUUCAGUUUCUCAACCUGAGUACAGGAAUCCAGCCACUAUUAAAACAGUUUGAGGCAAGUGUCACCAAUAUAUAAAGACAAAAUAAAUCAAGCCACUACUGCAAAUUAUUUAAGGGAACAAGAACAGCACCCCUACCAGUAGCAAUGACAGGAAAAAAUUAUCACCCUCCCUCAUCCCAUCCUCUUGCUCUGCCCUUUCUGUUGCAUGAAAUAAUACUUUUCAUUUGCCAGCCCCACAGAUGGAAUUGCACAAGCUUUAAAAACCUCAUUUGCCUGGUAGGAGUGUGUAAUGCACAGUAUAUCUAGAUCAUUCAUCCUUUUCUCUUUUUUUUUAACAAUAAAACCUUGACUGAGUUUAACUGGGAUGUAUGAUUUGGACUGAGGAAAAGUCUUCCAAAAAUGGCGAUAAAACCAUUCAGCUCAACUGUGAUGAGGAGAGCUAACUUUUUUUCCAAGCUAUUGAAGCUGUACAACUUAUUUAACUUGGCAGAAAGUGUGGAAAAAAAAAAAAAGACAUUUAAAGUUUUUAUAGAUGUGAACAUUCCCCCUGCAUAAGGGUGAAUAAGCACAUGCAAACAGUGCCCAAAAAAGUUCAGCAUAUGAAUGACUCUGUAAGCCAAAAGCACGUGUCACCAUCAGCUACUCUGUUGGCACAGCAGCCUGACCACCCCACUCAGGCCUGUGUGAAGAAAUCCAUAUGAUAGCAGUCUCAGACUAAGUAACUAGGCGUUAAUAUAAAAGCAGGUUUUGUUCGUCUGGGUGUAUGUGUGUGCACGUAUGUGCAUUUUCCAGGAACUGGAUGGGACGUUUUUACUCUCUCCAGGACAAAAGUUAUUUAGUGCUUUGUCUGGAAUGGAAGAAUGCCUGAAAUGCUCUCAUAAUCAUUACCUGACCGUAGCUAAUAAUCAGAAAAGCACAAGACAUUACUGUGCAGAGAGAAAUUAAACUUCAAGUCAUUCAUAGGGGCAUAGUUAAUUUACCUAAAAUGCUGAAAACAUCUGAAAACUUUUACGCUCUCAUGGAAUUAAAGUCUGGACAAGAAUCUGAUUCCUUAUGUAGCUUCAAAGUAUCCAGUCCUCUUGAGACUUAUUUUUCUUCUGGAUUGAAAUCUUUGCGUAACAAAGCAACUGUAGUCACUCCUCAAAUACUGCCUCAUCUAGAGAUGUCAAAGGGCUGAGGAAAUGACCUUCAUUAAUUUGUGCUUAAUGAGUCCACUUUCAGAAGUAGUAUUGUUGUGGCACAGGCCAGAUAACACCACGAGGAUGAAAGAUAUAAUCCAAUUUACUUUGAAUCCUGCACAGUGCUGCACUCUCCGUUAUGUGGGCACAUCACAUGCGUAGCAUUUCCUGACACUCAGGACUUUGCUCCACUCAUUGUUUUCACUUUUCAUAUGGAUUCAGUCCCCUUCUAUUGAGUCUACCUAUUCAAUAUAUGCCAUUUUUUAGCACUUGCAAAAUUAUGUUUAAACAAACGUAGCUACAGUGGCUUUUUUUUCCUCCAGUGGCGUGAAUGUUUCUGAUUCAGAAAUACAUUCAAUUUGCUUGCCUCAUAUCUUCAUUUACGAUGUUUAUUUUACAACUGAUUGUUAUGAGGACAAAACCUUUCCGCUGUUCAUACUGGAAGUAUCUCUGAGUAAAUAUUUCACUCUUUUACUCAAAAUGAGUGUGGUUUCUUGAUCAUAGGCUAACCUGAAUUAAAACUUCUGUAUAUGAGGAUAUAGCAGGCUUUAUCUCCUGCUCUGCCCACACACUUCACUGAAUAUGAUGGAGGGUCCUUUCAGACUUGUUUUCAAAAUAGUACUGCCAAAGUAGUUGUGCAUUUCCUCACAGCUGUUGGUACUCUCUGAGAAGACCUGAGCUCAUGCAUUUUGCUCCCUGCUGUGAGACAGGAAUUAUCAGUAUGAAUAACUAUCACACAGCUGAAUGCAAGAGAUACUUAAUCUAAUAAGCACAUAUGCUAUUUCUUUUCUUUUUUUUUUCUUUUCUUUUUCUGCGUAUUGACUGACGCAGUAUCCAUCGUUAGAAGUGAAAUACAAAGUCAGACUACAGAUUCAUGUCUGCUCUUGUAAGCAAGCUGCAUAGGGAGGGAUCAUUAAAAUCAGUGUACUCAGUGCACAGAAGUGCCUAUUCAAAAGUUAAAUCUUAAAAAAACAUGAAUUGCCGUUCAUUGCUAUCUGAAAGAACUAAGAAAAUGCUAAAUACAAUGUGAAGUUUUGCAGCUGUAAGCUGUAGACGUUAGAAUAGGUCAGUGAAGGACACAUGAUUUUUUUCUCACACUCUUCCUGGGUUUCUGGAGGUGUCCCCUCACCCAUUUGACUCUUACCCCAAUUCCUCCUGCCUCAGUGUUGACCAACAGUCACGGGACUCCUGCCCAGUGCAAAACUGGAAAUGAGCUCCUGCCCCUUCCACCCUGCCGCGGGAAGGGUGUGGGCCACACCGCUCCAGACAAGUUGUUACAAGAAAGACUCAUAAGCUUCCUGCUUCUAUUUGGAGAUAGCGGGUAUUUUUGUGAUAGUAAUAGAGAUAACAUUACAGGGAUCUGAUGAACAUGGUUUAUGUGUUUCCUGAUAUGUUUUUCUGUUCCUGUGACUUGAAAGCUUCCUGUGCCAUUCUUCUGAUUGCAGAGCAAAACAAGUUCCAGAGAAAAGGUCUUCAUAUAUAUAUUUUUAGGCUUGAAUAUUUUAAACAAAUUGACAUUUUCCUGUUUUUUUCUGACUCUGAAGUAUUUGGACAAACUACAUGCAAUAAUUAUAUGGCUCAGAAAUGGCUUUCGUAAAAAGGGAUUUGUAGUUUUACUCCCUAUCAAACACUUAUUUUCUCCAGCCAAAAGCAGUGGAGCUGAACUUAGUGUAAACUGAUGAAACAAUUAGGAAGCAGUAGAAAGGAGACUGACACCUUCUGCUACACAAAAAGUCAGUGCUGGGGCAUUCACUCACGGUCUGGUGUUUAUUGAUGUACUCAGAGCCAUCCAUUCAGAUACUAUAUAAAAUAUUAGCAUUUUUAAAAUCAUUGGCCAAGCUCAUCUUUUUUUGCUAACAGCUGCUUUACUGCAUAGCAGUUCUUCUGCUGACUAAUUAAAUUCUGUGUCUUGGUAAACUCUCAGCAGGAAUAAUCAGUCCUACCUAAUACUUAUGGCAGUUGGCAAAACACAAGCUAUUUAAUUGGAAGAAUAGAAGUGGAUAAUGAUGAAGAGCAUUUUUUUUCCUUGGUAGCAGUGUUUCAGAGGAAUUUCUCAGUUAAUAAAAACAAGAGUAAAAGACAACAUACAGAUACAGAUACAGAUACCAAUGCUUUUGUAGGCAUCCUCCCCUCUGGAGUGACCACCAGCACUGCCGUCCUGAGGGCAGAAGGCGGAUGGCCAUGUGUUGAUAGAAAAAUGAAUAUGUUGGCCCAGGUCAGGUGUCCUACAAGCUCACAUUUCUCCUUUCACUGCAUGGGUAUCAGCCCAAAAUGUGCUGUCAAAAGUUGGCUCCCACCGACCUAUCAUGGUGGAACAUUGUGCUCUUAAGAGAUUUUCUCCUGCCAAGAUGCUUUAACAUAUUUUUUUUUUUAAUUUUAUUUUUUUAUAUAUGUAUAUAUAACCCUCUACAUAAACCUAAUCAGGUGGCACCUUCCCAUGUGGAACUUUCCUUGAAAAUAUAUUAUUGUAAUCUACAAAUGAAUUUUUACCCUGUAUGCCCCUGAUAACAAUUACAUUAAUAUAAGCUGAUAAGCUCAUUUCUUUAGUUGCUGCUCAUAGAGUGGCUUGCUAGUUAAGAUAAAAAGAAAUGAUGCGAUAUAAAAGUCAUAUCUGAUUGUACAAUAAUACACUGUGUGCCAAGCAGUUGGUGAGGUAAGGUUUACAUAACCACUAGGAGUUGCUUGAACUUUUGAGAUAUAUUUCCAUGUCCUUUUUUCCUCUCUGAACCCAAUGCAGGGGCAGAACACAGAGCAAGCAAUUAAGAAAAAUGUAAUUGCUUUGAUUAAAGUAAUUUGAGAUUAGACAUUGCAAGAGGGGUAAACAAUCUAGAGAAAUAGUUUGAAACUCUUCAUCAUGCAGAUCCUUUCCUUUGGAGAAAAUGUAAUUCUCCUCAGUCUGGGAGGACUCUUUAGAUGUAGAUUUGUAGGACGAGAUUUUCACUCCAUUCGUGUGCUACAAUAUUCUUUGGCUGCUAUUAAUUCACUUAAUGACACAGCCAGUUGCUCAGUGAAAUUGCUCUGUGCUCUCUUAGCAGCAGCAAACGCCAGCCUUUCCUAGGGGCUGAUCCAAGCCCAGCUCCAGCUGAUGGAAAGACUCCCAUUGUGCUUUGGAAUUGCACAUUUUCCUCCCAGCCAGGCAGGAGGCAGCCGGGCUACUGCACUGUGCUGUGGGGCUGCGCUGUGUGGCCUCUCCUCUUGCGUCCCAAACCUCCACCCCCACGUCCCGCACCCUCCUUUCACUGGGCACAAGCGUGCAGAGGAAAUCUCUGGGAGAACACAGAGCAAGCACAGUGAGCCUCAGGGGCCGUGUAUCUCCUUCCAGCUCUCUUCCUCCUUCCUGCUGCCUGAGGACAACAUAGUCACACAACAAAAAUGGCAGCUUCCAAAAUUAUUUGCAGCUUAAUUGUAAUCUGCAGUGGCCUUUAUUCCCAACAGCAUUAGAGAAGAAUAGAAAGGAGGAGUUGCUUGUCUCUGGCCUAUUUAUGACUUUUUUUUCUUUCACUUUUAAAUGAUGUAUAUAUAUUUUUAUAUAUAUGCUGAUUUAGCUGAAAUUGAAUUAAGUUUUUCACAGUAUUUAGACUUUUCUUUUUAGUAGCUAGCACAGUCUUUUGGUUUGGAUUUAGUAUGAGAAUAAUGUGAUAGCACUGCUUUUUCCCUGGGAUAGAGUUCAUGUUUUCUUGCCAGUAACUAGACUGUGUUUUGGAGUUGGUGUGAAAAGAAUGCGAGAACUUAUUGAUAUUUUGGCUGUUGCCAAGGAGACCAGUGACUUUUUCCAUCUUUCCAGCUGCAGGUGUUCAUAGCAGCUGUGAGGGAGAGUAAUGAGAGAGUACCUAGAUUGACCUCAAGUUUGGUCAAUGAAAUAUUCCCUGCCAUUAGCAUCAUGCUGCAUAUGUAGCUGGAGGCAACUCUUGCAGCUAGUGAGUUCAGUUAAUUCCAUUUGGAGUUCCAUUCUGUUUGGCUUUUCUGUUAAUUCAGCCUUUUGUCACUGACAUUUUGCAGUUGGACUUUUUGCCUUUUGGCUUUUUGCUCCCCUAUUGGGAUUUGCCAUUUGGAACCAGUGUGCUCUCUUUACCAGGGUUGGGCAUCAGUCACUAGUUGGUGAGAGCAAUUCCAUUGAGUAUCACUCAUUAGAUAUAUAUUUAUAAUAAUUAUUGUCUUAUUAAACUGCUCUUCUCUCAACCCAUUAAUUUCUCCCUUCCAUUUCGAUUCUCUCUCUCAUCCCAGUUGGGGAGGGAGGAGGGUGGGUGAGCAGAUACCAUGGUCCAUGUUGCAAGCUGGAGUUAAACCUCAAACAUAUAUCAUUUCUUCGGGGGCAAGAUUGCAGGUUAUCAGUGCAACAUUCUGAUAGAUAUUUUAGCAUAUUCAGAUAAGAGAACACUCAGUCACACAAAUAAACAUCUUAGAUUUCUUUUUCCUUUCUUCCUGAAUUUGUUGCAGACAGUUUAAGACUCAACUUGGGCUAUAGAAGUGUCUUCCUGUAUUUUUGACAAUUGAGCAAUUUUCUCACAUGUGCCAGUUUGUUCAUAUUUUUUCCUUGAUCUGUUUCCUCACCAAUGGUUUCUGAAUGAGCAAACUUUUGCCCUUUUGGUGGCAUACAGAGUCUGUUUGCAUCAGCUUUGGAUUAACUAUGUUAUCUUAGGUAUCGGGAGCAAUCCAGCUGCAGUAUCUCCUUUACCUUACCUUACUUUACAGCUUGAAUUAGGCCAUCGGCAUUCUCAAUUAUCACAUGCCCACAGACAAGCGCAUUUGUCCAGUAGUUUUAAUCUUCAUAAAAUUUAAUAAAAUAAUUGUAUAUAAUUGAGAUGUUAAAAAUACAAAUCCAUAAUGCAUCCUAUUACUUUAAAUUACCAUAUCAAAUACAUCUUCUUACUAGUUCUGGGAACAAAUAUUUCUGUGCACGGCCAUGACUAGCUAUGUAGCAUAUAAUGAGAUCUAAUACAAAACAGAUAUUCUUCAAAUAUUUCAUUAAAUAAUGUGACCUAAUUCAUCCUGGCUGGACAGACUUAUUUUAGCUCAAUCCUCCUGUUAAGCCUUCUUCAAAAUUCUCAUUAGCACCAAUGGAAAUUAUAGCAAGAACAGAUAUAUCAGUCUCUUUAUAGGACAGAUAAAUAAUGCUUUGGUUUUGUAUAAUAUUUCUAGUUAAUAAAUGUAAUUAAAUUACUUAAAAUAUAAACACUCAAAGCCUGUUCUGUGCCCUCAGGGAACCCCUUUCACCAUCCCAGUGCAGUAAAGCUGCAUAUAGCAGGAUAUAUUCCACUAAUACAGUCAAAAAUAUAUGGGUGUAUAAGACAAAACAGCUUAAAAAAAAUCAUACUGUAAAUUAUGUGAUUGAGUGAAAUUGUAUGUAUAUUUUUCAAGUCUUCAGAAUAGUUGAAGUUUUAACUUAUUUCAAAUUUUUAAGUUGAAAUCUAUUCAUAUUUGGAAAUUUUGUACAACCUUGUAAAGUUAAAUACUAUGUCACUGUAAUUUAUUUUUGUUGUCAUAUAUUGACACAUGCUCAUUUAUAUAUGAAGUGUACUGUUUAUCAAUUGCUUCUAAGGCAGCAAUAAAAACAUGAAAGUUGUUCUCA